This is a messenger RNA of Cokeromyces recurvatus, 455 nucleotides long. RefSeq lists its product as uncharacterized. The record is from RefSeq and is a predicted model, not a curated record. The transcript has a single exon. The coding region runs from base 65 to 328 and encodes 87 amino acids. NCBI's taxonomy places the organism in Eukaryota, Fungi, Mucoromycota, Mucoromycetes, Mucorales, Mucoraceae.
AUUUAAUCAUAAAGCAAUUCUUUUAUUAUUAUUAUUAGUAUGACUUUUAUUAUUAUUUUUUAACAUGUUAACAUCUUUACCUUUAAAUCAACAGACGUCUUCAAAACAAAGAUAUUGGCCAUUAAAUGAAAUAGAAGAAAACGUGAUGACGUUAGCUACUUGUUCACAAAUCAAACUACAGCAAGGAGCAUCACCACAUCAUCCAUUGUCUUAUUCUGACUGGUAUUGUCCUUCAGUGAGGUCUUCCCCUGUUCGAUGUGUGACGUGUCAUAGAAAAUUCCAUUCCAUUGGAAAUCUCACAAAUCAUCAACAACUAUAUCAACAUUAAAUACCCUUAUAUGUAUAUAUAAUUAUAUGUAAUAUGUAUACACUGUAAAUAUCUAUUCAUUAUAUUUAAACUUUAGCAAAUUUAUUUACUAUAUAUAAUAAAAAUUAUUUUUUUUUUGAGCUAUUUU